Salmo salar (Atlantic salmon) is the source of this 3072-nucleotide messenger RNA. RefSeq lists its product as uncharacterized. Gene Ontology annotation, cellular component: cytoplasm. The record is from RefSeq and is a predicted model, not a curated record. NCBI's taxonomy places the organism in Eukaryota, Metazoa, Chordata, Actinopteri, Salmoniformes, Salmonidae.
GCAACGGAAAAUAUGAAAAUGAGGCCCUGAAUCAGUCUCCAACCAUUGUCAGAGCUGCUGUGUGUGCUGAGUAUAAGAUGUGGUGUGUGUCAGCGGUGUCCUGGUGUCUGUUCUUCUAGGAUCUGUUUUGAAGCUGUGACGGACACCUUUCAUUAAGGACUGAGAAGAUGGUGCAGACGGCCAUUACUCACUGUUUCUACGCUGCUCGGACCUGGUGACAGACAGAGAGACAGAGAGACAAAGAGAGACAGAGAAAAAGGAGAGAGAAAGGAGAGAGAGACAGAGAACAGGGAGAGAGAGAGACAGAAAAAGGAGAGAGAGAGACAGAGAACAGGGAGAGAGAAUAGAUCAGAGAUAGAAUAGAACAGAGGACCAGCUGCGUGGACCUUCAUAUGGAGUCUACAACAGAGGGAGGAGGAGGAGGAGGAGGAAGAAGAGGAGGAGGAGGAGGAGGAGGGCUGAAGGAGCUGGUUCUACAGUGGUUUACAGAGACCCAGGCCCCUCUCAUUCUCCUCCAUAAAGGAAACUUUCCCGACUGGUUCCAAGGCUUCACCGCCAGAAAGGAAGCAGAGGAGCAGCUGAGAGAUAAGCCUCUGGGAUGUUUUCUCAUCAGACUCAGUGACAAAGCCAUCGGAUACAUCCUCUCAUACAAAGGACAAGACCGCUGCCGCCAUUUUGUGAUCAACCAGGACCAAGCUGGGCUGUUCAUUAUCUCCGGGGACGACCAGCCUCACCACAGCCUCACAGAACUGAUAGAGCACUACAGAGUCCAUCCCAUCCAGCCCUUUGGAGAGUCCCUCACCUCUACAUACUGUUGUCAGUCAAGCUCAGGAGAGCUGUAUGAUGUGGUCCAGUUUGAGGCCAAAGAGAAGACCGGUGGGGUCAAUGUCCGAGCCCUGAGAAGUUACUGGGACCAGCAGAACGAACAGAAGAAUGACCAACACCAACAGAAUGACCUUCAAAAAGACCCACGGAAUGACCCACGGAAUGACCCACGGAAUGACCCACGGAAUGACCCACGGAAUGACCCACGGAAUGACCCACGGAAUGACCCACGGAAUGACCCACGGAAUGAGCAGCACCAAUGGAAUGACCUGCCGCCAACUAGGCAGCCCCCUGCAGUGCUGCCACCUAAAACCAACAACAGGAAGUUGACAUCAACAGUAUCCAUUGGCAGGAAGUCCCUCCCACAGCAAGCAGUACCUCCAGUACCAAGGCGAGGCCCACCUCUGACCCACUCUCUGAGUGGAACCUUGUCUGAAAUACACUAUGACCAAACCAAGACCAAAUCUCACGGUCAAACCCAAUACGCAGAAAUACAUUCUAACCAGAACAAGACCAAAUCUCACAGUCAAACCCAAUACGCAGAAAUACAUUCUAACCAGAACAAGACCAAAUCUCACGGUCAAACCCAAUACGCAGAAAUACAUUCUAACCAGAACAAGACCAAAUCUCACGGUCAAACCCAAUACGCAGAAAUACAUUCUAACCAGAACAAAGUGGAGAGACUGGCCAGUACUGGGAGUCUGAACCAGAGGAGAAGCACCGGCCCCUGGUCCUUCAAUAACACCUCCACAGCAGCAGGAGGAGUCAUGUACUCUGAGCUGACCCUGCCAGAUGGACGGAGCCGCUCUCUACCCUGCCUGGACGACACCACGGAGGAGGAGGAGGAGGAGGAGGAGGGGUACUCCAACAGGAUAACCAUCCCCUGCUUCCCCCACACCUCUCACUCCCCCAAUCCCCCCAAGAGGGUCACCUGCCAUGCCUACUCUCUUCAGGCCUCCAGGGAAAGCCCCCAGCCACAGAUCCACGGUGGACCACACAGCCUGGAUCAGCUGAGCACCAAUCCACUGUACCAGGCCUCUGUGGGGCUUGGUGAGGGCCAGGACACCCCCUGGAAGGGACUACAGAAGCAGAGAGAAGGGGACCGUGGCAGGAGCCCUAACCCCCAGGACCAGACUCCCCAGCAGGAGGAGAGUAUGUAUGCAGAGGUUCCAGAGGGGCCAUCUCCUCCCCGUCAUCUGAUUACAGACAACACCUAUGAGCAGAUCCCAGGGGACGGUGGCCUGAAGGGGACACAAAGCACCGCCACAGACCAGGAGGGAAACACCUAUGAGAUGCUGGAGGGUCUGAAGUCUAAGGAGUCUACUUGGGGCAAAAAGAAUAUCACAUGGAGAAAAUUAUUCCCUGAAUACAAGAAGAAAUAGCAGCACCAUGCAGAUUCAGCAACAAACCAACCAGCACCCUGCAGAUUCAGCAACAAACCAAUCAGGACCCUGCAGAUUCAGCAACAAACCAACCAGCACCCUGCAGAUUCAGCAACAAACCAAUCAGGACCCUGCAGAUUCAGCAACAAACCAACCAGCACCCUGCAGAUUCUGCAACAAACCAACCAGCACCCUGCAGAUUCAGCAACAAACCAACCAACCAGCACCAUGCCGAUUCAGCAACAAACCUACCAGCACCCUGCAGAUUCAGCAACAAACCAACCAGCACUCUGCAGAUUCAGCAACAAACCAAGCAGCACCCUGCAGAUUCCGCAACAAACCAACCAGCACCAUGCAGAUUCAGCAACAAACCAACCAGCACCCUGCAGUUUCAGCAACAAACCAACCAGCACCCUGCAGAUUCAGCAACAAACCAACCAGCACCCUGCAGAUUCAGCAACAAACCAACCAGGACCCUGCAGAUUCAGCAACAAACCAACCAGCACCCUGCAGAUUCAGCAACAAACCAACCAGCACCCUGCAGAUUCAGCAACAAACCUACCAGCAGGAAGACAAUCAUUUGAUCAAUGUUAUUGUAUUUAGGAAAUGUGUGGACUUGUGUUAUCUCUGUGUUAAAUGUGUUUUAUUAGCAAAUAUAAAUGAAAUGCAUUUUUCCUUAACUCCACAUUGAUUGUACUUGGAAAUUGAAACUCAAGCUGUAUUGAGCAGAGCGAGAGAGAGAGAGGAGAGAGAGAGAGAGGAGAGAGAGAGAGAAACUAGUGAAGCUAUACACUGAGUGUACAAAACAUGAUUUAGUUGCACCCCCUUUUGCCCUCAGAACAUCCUCAAUUCGUCGGGGCAGGGA